Ambispora leptoticha is the source of this 1614-nucleotide messenger RNA. NCBI's taxonomy places the organism in Eukaryota, Fungi, Glomeromycota, Glomeromycetes, Archaeosporales, Ambisporaceae. The record is from the annotation of a GenBank genome assembly.
AUGCCAAGUCAAGAUAAAGCAGUUGAUGUGCAUUCUCUUUAUGAUACCAUUCUUAUUCUUGAUUUUGGGUCACAAUACUCGCAUUUAAUCACCCGUAGGAUACGUGAAUCUGGUGUUUACUGUGAGAUGCUACCAUGCACUCAAAAAAUAAGUGACUUACAUUUUAAUCCGAAAGGCAUCAUUCUUUCUGGGAGUCCAUAUUCUGUCUAUGACCAGGACGCUCCGCGCGUUGAUCCUGCCGUAUUUAAACUUGGCGUUCCAAUACUCGGAAUAUGUUACGGUCUUCAGGAAAUCGCAUGGAAUCAUAAUGGAUCAAUUGUUCCUUGUGAUUGUCGUGAAUAUGGACACGCUUUGUUGAGUAUUUUAAAAAAUCAAGAUCACCUCUUAAUGAAUAAAUUAUUCGAAAAUUUAGAAGGUGAUAUACAGGUUUGGAUGAGUCAUGGUGAUCAAUUAGACAAAUUACCGGCAGAUUUCAGGGUUAUAGGAAAAACCUCAACUUCGCCAUAUGCGGCGAUCGCUCACGAAGAGAAACAGAUCUUUGGUAUACAAUUUCACCCUGAAGUCACGCAUACACCUUUAGGCAAAGAAAUUUUAAGAAAUUUUGUUAUUGGGAUAUGUCGGGCUCAAGCUAAUUGGACGAUGGAAUCAUUUAUUGAUAAAGAAAUUGCUCGUAUACGUCAAAUUGUUGGACCGAAUGGACAGGUAGUUGGAGCGGUGAGUGGUGGAGUAGAUAGUACAGUGGCAGCUAAAUUAAUGAAGGAGGCUAUUGGAAAUAGGUUUCACGCCAUUCUUGUUGACAAUGGUGUCAUGCGAUUAAAUGAAUGUGAAACUGUAAAGAAACAGUUAGGAGACCAUCUUGGAAUAAAUCUAAGAGUUGUACAAGUUUCAGAUUUAUUUCUUAAUCGACUCAAAGGUAUAACUGAUCCCGAAAAGAAACGUAAAAUAAUUGGAAACACUUUUAUCGAAGUAUUUGAAGCUGAGGCCGCAAAAAUUGAUCAGGAAACAAAGGAAGGCAAUCAUGGUGAAAUUCAAUACCUUUUGCAAGGUACCUUGUAUCCGGAUGUAAUUGAAAGCAUCUCUUUUAAAGGCCCUAGUGCAACAAUAAAGACACAUCAUAAUGUGGGCGGUUUAUUGGAAAAUAUGAAAUUAAAACUUAUUGAACCUCUUCGGGAACUAUUUAAAGACGAAGUACGCGAGCUUGGUAAAGUCUUGGGGUUAGACGAAGAACUCAUCUGGCGACAUCCAUUCCCUGGACCUGGCAUAGCUAUUAGAAUUCUUGGUGAAGUCACUCCCGAGCAGGUGGCAAUUGCACGAGCAGCAGAUCACAUUUAUAUUGAAGAAAUUAAAAAAGCAGGCCUCUAUCGAAAAAUAGCACAAGCUUAUGCUGCAUUAUUGCCAGUCAAAGCAGUCGGAGUGAUGGGAGAUAAACGCACAUAUGAACAAGUUAUUGCGUUACGUGCUGUUGAGACAAGUGAUUUUAUGACUGCUGAUUGGUACCCGUUUCCUUAUGACGUCUUAAAACAUAUUAGUAAUAGGAUUAUCAAUGAGAUUAAAGGUGUUAACCGCGUUGUUUACGAUAUUUCAAGUAAACCUCCGGCUACAAUAGAAUGGUAA